AUGAAUUUUAAUUAACAAUAACGAUUUCAUAAGAAACCAUAUUCCUAAUUUGAUCUCCACACUGAUAGGCCUUCCAAGAUGCCGUCCUUUAUGAAGUCAUCUGGAAUUAAUUCAAACUUUAAGGAGAAUCAGGAUCCUAUUCAAUAUUCAAAUAUUUCUAUAAUCAAGGAAAUUCAGGACAUUGAAAAAAUGUAUUAAGACAAAAUUGAGUCCCUAAAAAAACUCAAUGCGAAGUUGAUGUCAACUAUUGAAUUUAUGGAAAAAACUCUUGAAUAAUAAAAGAGUAUGCUAUAAGAAAAAUAACAAAUUAUUAUGAAACAACAAAAUGAACUUUCUUAAUAUCGCUAGAUCCUUUCGCAAAAUACUCAAGUCAAUAUUAAGAACUUAAAAACAGAAAUCGAAGAUGAGAAAAUUAAAACAGAAAGAUUACAUUAUGAAUUAAAGGAUUUUAAAUAUAAGUUUGAAAAAGAAAAACCAUUGGUGCAUUUAUUCAAAAAGAUUGAAUAAACUUAAGAAGAAUAUAAUGAAUAAAAUAAACUAUUUAUGAAAGAAGUCCUGCAGCUACUAGACAAACCUCGAAGUCAAUCAUUUUAUCGAUAACCCUCUAAGUAGCAUAUAAAGAAAUCCUCAUUUUAUAAUUGA
Messenger RNA from Paramecium tetraurelia, 642 nucleotides. RefSeq lists its product as uncharacterized. Lineage: Eukaryota; Ciliophora; Oligohymenophorea; Peniculida; Parameciidae. The record is from RefSeq and is a predicted model, not a curated record. The transcript is spliced from 2 exons.